This is a messenger RNA of Scomber japonicus (chub mackerel), 576 nucleotides long. Its product is annotated as ladderlectin-like. The transcript has 8 exons. Gene Ontology annotation, molecular function: signaling receptor activity. NCBI's taxonomy places the organism in Eukaryota, Metazoa, Chordata, Actinopteri, Scombriformes, Scombridae. The record is from RefSeq and is a predicted model, not a curated record. Bases 1 to 576 code for a protein of 191 amino acids.
AUGAAGACUGUCCUCGUCCUCUCCAUUCUCUUCUAUGCUGCUUUUGCAGCUCCAGCUGAAGACAAAGAGAAAGCUCUAGAUGCAGCAGUGGUGGUCCCAGAGGAACAGAUGGCUGCUGCACUAGAGAUGGAGGAGACAAUGAUGAAAGAAGAAUUUGUGCCAGAAGAUUCUGCCCCUGUUCCCAUGAACGCUCGUAACUUCUGCCCAGACGGCUGGUUCAGCCACGGCUCUCGCUGCUUCCUGUUCGUCAACACUCCCAUGUCUUGGUACAAUGCUGAGGAGCACUGCAACGCCAUGGGUGCCCACCUCGCCUCUGUCUCCAACCCCAGAGAGUACAGCUUCCUUCAGCAGAUGACAACUACAGGUGGUCAGAGCAUCGCAUGGCUGGGAGGCUUCAGCCUGCAGGGCAAGUGGCUGUGGAUUGACCGUGAGGGAAUGUAUUACACUAACUGGUACUGCCAAGUAUCCUCCAGCAGCUACCCAUGCAUGUACUUGCGCAACAACAAUGGUUGGGGGAACACCCAGUGUGGCAAUGCUUAUCGCUUCAUUUGUUCCAAGAACAUGUUCGGCUGUUGA